AUGAGAAAUGGUGUGAGAUGUUUCCACCUAGACCGCUUCCUGAAGCUGCUCGUGACAGGAGGCCAAGAUGGGAUCCUGAGACUGUGGAACCCAGUGAUCACUUACAGACCGACAGUGUCUCUAUUCGGACACAAGUCUUGCAUUAUCGACGUCCGGGCACUCAAACACCUCAGGGUUAUCCUUAGCAUGUCCAAAGAUGCUGUAUUGAAGGUAUGGGACAUUGAAGAGCAAAGCUGUCUUCAAUCCCUCUCAACUUUGUUUCCUGUGUUUGGUCUGCUGUCCAGAACUCCUCACUUUGGAGUUCAGGUAUUCUACCCAGGACCAGUGUGUCAUGACCCACCUACUACUAGUGUGAGGGACAAGCCCACCUUGCAGACUAAACUGCAGACGACGCAUCCAGCCAGUCUACUGUCUACAUCCUCCACUACACGGCAGGACCGAGCUAGUGUGUACAGGAACGAGGGUGAGUGGAACCGCAUGGAGAUUCUUGCUGUAUGUUGUGACUACAUCAUGAUUCUGCAACUGAGCCAGAGAGAGCUGUCGGAAGGGGAGGGGAGAGUGGGAGAAGCCUUACCACCUCCACUGAGAGAACAAGAGCCGGCCGUCCCCUCUCCGUGGCUCACUGUUGAUUCAGUUCAGAUGUCAACGCUAAACGUAGAUCAUCCGUCUCAAUUGUCAUCAGGUUCUGAAGCUACUUCACCAAUCCCAACUGCUGUUUUGGAAACGUUUCAGCGGAGUUUUGGAGAUGAAGUAACGUACCAUUUCAAGGGCCUCACUAGUGCCAACCACAACAUUAAGGCUGCCAAAGCAAGACAAUACACUGCGCAAAAAGAUGUGCGGUCGAUGAUAGAGCAGUGUGCUCCUCACCUGGUACUAAACCUCAGUCCCUUGGAAGAGAUUAGAUUCACUCACCCUCUCCCCACAACCUCCCGGAUGAGGAACAUCGAUCUGUCUAACCCAGACAAGCUGUUGAAGGCGAGGUUGAAACGUGACUCUACCUCUACGGUGGGGUCUAAAGCUUCUAACACCUCCACUACUUCUAGUACACUGAGGUCCAAGAAGAGAUCCUCGUAA
Molecule: messenger RNA, 1074 nt
Organism: Macrosteles quadrilineatus (aster leafhopper)
Lineage: Eukaryota; Metazoa; Arthropoda; Insecta; Hemiptera; Cicadellidae
Exons: 7
Coding region: 1-1074 (357 amino acids)
Molecular function (GO): protein binding
Source: RefSeq, a predicted model, not a curated record